Molecule: messenger RNA, 888 nt
Organism: Arabis nemorensis
Lineage: Eukaryota; Viridiplantae; Streptophyta; Magnoliopsida; Brassicales; Brassicaceae
Source: the annotation of a GenBank genome assembly
AUGGCUACUCGAUCUAAUUCUGGGUUCCGUCACGAGGAGUCUUUGAGUUCUAUGAUGAGUCGUCACGCCAUAAAUUUCCAGUCCAACACUUCUUCCGAGGUGAUUCCGAUGGGUUCUUACUUAGGAAGAACUGGUGUCUUGUCUGGGAUGAAUAUGAUGAUGAUCAAUAAUGCUGCUAAUUCUGGGUUAAUUCAAACUGGGAACUCUUCGAAUUCUCUUGAUUCGGUUUCUGGGCUCAAGCUUGAUACUUCUUUGGCUAGUGAAUGGUCAAACGAAGAACAAUACAAAUUGGAGGAUGGCUUGGAGAAAUUUAAGGAUAAGCCAAGUAUCAUGAAGUAUGUAAAAAUUGCGGCCACUUUACCUGACAAAACCGUUCGAGAUGUUGCUUUGCGGUGUAGAUGGAUGACGAGAAAGAGAAGGAAAGCAGAAGAGUUAAAUUGUGGAAAAAGAAUAAGUUCUAGCAAGGACAAGCAGGCGGAAUUGUCUUCUAAGUCAAGCAUACCUUCUGUUUUGCCUGAUAACAUGGCUACGUACCCUUUCUUAAUGCCCUUCACAAGCUCCAGUAAACAUAUUACAUGUGAAGAUUUAAGUGGCCAUGCAAUAAAUCUCUUAGAACAGAAUGUAAGAGCUUUUACUCAAAUUAGAGCUAAUCUCUCCUCAUAUAAGGUAGAGGAUAACCUAGAUCUCUUUCGUCAGACGCGGAAUAACCUUAUCACCAUCCAAAAUGACCUAAAUAAUAUGCCUGGCUUGAUGAGCCAGAUGCCACCGUUGCCGGUUUCAAUCAAUGAUGAUCUCUCGACUACCAUAUUGAGUAAUUCAAGUUUGGCGAUGCCCUUCAACACAACGCAAAGUGGCGGAUUCCAUAUGAAGCAGGAGCCUUUGGGGUGA